Messenger RNA from Topomyia yanbarensis, 4438 nucleotides. RefSeq names its product ubiquitin carboxyl-terminal hydrolase 31 (gene Usp15-31). The record is from RefSeq and is a predicted model, not a curated record. Lineage: Eukaryota; Metazoa; Arthropoda; Insecta; Diptera; Culicidae. Bases 225 to 3545 code for a protein of 1106 amino acids. The transcript has 6 exons. Gene Ontology annotation, biological process: protein deubiquitination. Gene Ontology annotation, molecular function: cysteine-type deubiquitinase activity.
AAUCGACGAGUGUUCGUCUUUGCAUUCAAUCAAAUGGAACUGUAUCGUAGAAUGGGUUGCCGUAAUUACUCUCGAAAGUUUAGUAAUCGUGCAAAAUUGCCUUGCUGAGAGACGGUUCUUUAGUGAAAUUUCGGUAGUAGUUUUUGUCUGACGUGCUUUUCGGUGUAGUAAACGAGUAACAAAUAGGAACAAACGAGGGCUUAAAAUCUGAAGCGCCAGGGAAAAUGGAGAACGCGAAAAACAAUUCCAGCGCAGGGACGAUCCGAAGCGAGAAACCUACCAGCAGUUCCGUCAAUCCACAAUCGCUGUCGAAGGGUUCGACCGGAGCAAGCAAACUGAGAAGAGCUUUCUCCUUGUCCCGGAAUCCCUUCCAGAGCGCUCAGUCUAGAAAAACAGUGGAAAAAUCCGGAACUGUCGCAACGUCGGUAGCAGCAGCAGCGAUGACGAAUGCGAGCGUUGUGACCUCGGAACAAAAUUCCAUCAACAGCGGCGGUGGACCGACGGGAGGGAAAGGCGGAAGUGGCAUUGAUACAAAAUUUCAUGCUAGUUCCGAUACCAGGAACGGUUCGGAGAGGAAAAUCUUCAGGCGUUUAUCGGUGAAAAAGUUCAUCAAUCGCAUUGCACAACAAAUGACAUAUGUCAAUCUUGCUGGCAAUCAAAAAGGGGACCGCGUUCCACCAGCUGCGCCUAUGAACGGUUUCGUUUGGCCCCCGGACACGGUUCCCGGUGUGAUCGGGCUGCGCAAUCACGGCAACACCUGCUUCAUGAAUGCCGUCCUGCAGUGUCUCAGCCACACUGACAUACUGGCCGAGUAUUUCGUUCUAGAUCAAUACAAGGCGGAUUUGAAGCGCCGCAAUAAGAUCAAUGCCAAAAAGUUCGGAACUAAGGGAGAGCUCACCGAACAGUUGGCACUGGUGCUGAAAGCGCUGUGGACUUGUAAAGAUGCCCCCGAGCAUAGCUCAAGCUUUAAGGCCGCAGUAGACCGAUACGGUAGUCAAUUCCGGAGUUCCACGCAGCACGAUGCGCAGGAGUUCCUCUUCUGGUUGUUGGAUAAGGUGCACGAGGACCUCAAUACGGCUAGUAAGCGGAAAUACAAAGCGAUCAAGAAUAACUACGGCCGGUCGGACGAAGCGAUCGCCGCUGAAACCCUGGCGAAUCACAUUCGCUGUAACAACUCGUUCGUACAGGCCGUCUUUCAGGCUCAGUUCCGUUCGUCGUUGACAUGCCCGCGGUGCCAUAAGCAGAGCAAUACCUUCGAUCCGUUCCACUGUAUCUCGGUGCAGUUGCCACAGCUCACACUGCAACCUGUAUUUGUGCGGGUCAUUUACGCUUCACAACAACCGAAGCAGGUGCUGCUGGGGCUCGGCGUGCCGCAUGGAUCAUCGGUAAUGGUGUUGAGAGAGCAGUUACACGCCGAUACGGGGAUCGCCGUGGAUAGGAUGAUACUGGCUGAGAUGAACGACUGUGGGUUUACCCGAGUAUACUGUGAUUCACAUUUGACCUCUUCGACAGGGGAUGAAGGAUCGGUGUACUGCGUCGAAAGUCCACUGGUAGGCGAGGGGAUGACCCAAAUUGUGCUGUGUAUUAGUAAUGCAAGGAGAGAUGUAGUAAGCGGGGAGGUUCGACGUUUCGGCACUCCUUUCUGUAUAGUUGUGAAUCGAGAUGUAUCGUACGUGGAACUGCAGAAAAUGUUACUGAAAGAGAUGUCUGGGAUUCUGAAAUCGGAAGUGUUUACCUACAGUACGCCUUUACAGGAGAUGUUUAAAAUGCGACUUCAGGAUCCUUCUUGUGAUGCGGAUGCCUUUCUGGAAGCAAGUGUAGAACAUCCACUCUUCACUGAGAUGAUCGAUUUGGCUCUAUCGGUGCUACCAACGGAUGCUGGGCCAGCCCACGUAAAACUGCUAAUUGAGUGGGUUAAUCCGGAACGUUUCUUUAGUGAUAUGACGGAUCCGUUUGUAGAACACGAGAGUGUCAGUCAAAUGAAGGAGAAAAUUCCGGCAAGUUCUGCCUUAACGUUGGAACAGUGCCUCGAACAUUAUACCAAAGCGGAAACGCUCAGUGCUGAGGAUGCUUGGAGAUGUCCCCAUUGUCAAAAGUAUCUCCCCGUGGUAAAAACUCUCGGACUCUGGUCGCUUCCAGACAUAAUGGUGAUCCACUUCAAACGUUUUCGGCAGCAGCAACUACGGGGACCUCAGGCUGCAAAACUGACUACUCUAGUAAAGUUUCCUCUGAAUGGCUUCGAUAUGUCUCCGCACUUGGCACGAGAUCCCAAUGUGGAAGCAUCGGCUACCGAAAUUGAGGACAACUGGAGUCCUUGGCGGAGGUCAUCGAAACGUCACACAACACAUUCCUCUCAGCAGCAAAGUUUCCCUCUGCAAGUAAUGGACAAUCAAUACGAUCUGUAUGCUGUUUGCUACCACCAGGGGGAUACCUUGGAAACUGGACACUACACAGCAGCAUGUAAAAACCCGUACGAUCAUCAGUGGUACAAGUUCGACGAUCAACGAGUGACCCAAGUUCCGAACGACCGUGUCCAAGAGGAGAUAGUUAACAACGAGGCAUACAUUCUAUUCUACCAAAGACGCAAGAUUGAUGGGUCAGAAUGCUCUGGUACGAGCUCUAGCUCCGGAGCAGAUCACUGGGUAUCACGAAUUGCUGCUCCUUCGUCGAUCGUACCGUCAGCCGAGUUGAAGGCAAGGGAAGAUCCAUCGAAAAUGGCUGCUCCUGUUCCUAUUACAGCCGCUUCGGAUAUCGCACUUGUUCCAAAGAAGGCGGAGAUCGAAGAGGUUCAAACCAUACAUUCCGAAAGUGAAAGUGAUGUUAGCGAGCAACCGACGUCCCCAAGGGAGGAAGUGAAAGAAAUUUUUGGAAGCGAAAAGAAUCAAACGGAAAAUAAAACACAAACUGUAGUUCAGGUUGAAGUGGAAGCUCAAAGCAUUGUGGAUGUUAUAAAGGAAGACACGCUACCAGAUACGUUACCAGGGCCUUGUGAAAUAACACUCAAACCACCCGUCGCUGAGGUAUUUAAUGAAGAGCCAUCAAAGAACACUUCAACAACAACAACCGCGAUUGAAGUGCCUUCCUCUCCGGAGCCGCGACAAUCUCCAAUCAGCAAACCCUCGGUGGAGCAGAAAUCCUACUCAAGUAGCGUACUGUCAUCCGACUCCAGCAGUCGGUUUUCGCUGCCAGCGUCCCACUCCCAUUUUCAGGACAUUCUGUGGCGAGAGAAUGCAACAGUUUCUGAGUUCAUAAAUAGCCACCAUCAUCACCACCACCACCAUCAUCACCACCACAAUCCCCAUCGGCCAUCGUCGUAUACCUAUAAAUCCUACGAAUCGGAUGCCGUUUCGAUGAUUCGCGGAGCCAACACCUGCAGCAAGGAUACACUGCUCUUUAUCGAUCAACAAUCGCACGCAGCAGGGUUGGAUCGGGUUGCGUUGGAUGAUGAUGAUGACGACGUGGACGACCUGAUGAGUAGCAGCCGGGCGCUUUGGAUAUCCCCGGUUACUCCGCAUAAGCUCAUAACGGUUUCCCCGAAGAACUAAUGACUGUUUUAAAUAAUACCCUGCGAACGAGAUUUCAAAAAUCUGCGGCCAACCGAUGCAUCCACCAAAAAUACGCAUAUUUUGUGAGCAACACAAGCGUCCCAGCGCGGAUGUGUCCUCUUUGUUUUCUUUUGUUUUGUGUCGAACAGUUUGUUGAAAGUUUAUGAUUUUUAUCAAUUGUUUUUAUGUUAAUAUUUUGUUUGUCUGUACGAAAACCACCAACUAAUUAUUAUUAUUUAUUGUGUAAAUCAUAAAAACCAAACGAUUCAGGAUAAUGGAAUUCAACCCCGCCAGGUAAGUAUGUAUUCCCGUGUGUAUUUGAUUUCUUCUAUAGAGUGUAGAGUCCAUCGUUGACGAUUUAGGCUGUCCCUUGGGGCGUAUCAGUACGAUGUUGUCAGCUCAAACUGGUACUGAUAUGCUGUUGAGGGCAAUUGAACAUGUAUAGAAAACUCCUGUUCCUCUUGUAAUCUAACCCACUUGAUUGAAAUUGAAGUAUCCUCAUCGUGUUCGAAAACAACUUUCCAUUUUUCCUAAGCGAAGCAAAACCAAUUAACAUUCGAAAAACAUUUUCGAGAGCAAUUAUCUUGAAAGGUUUAUUACAUAGUGUACCGUCAGCUGAAAGUGAACGUAGAUAUGGUAAGCGUUUGAAACUGAUUACCUAGUAGGAACUAAGAAAAGACACAAAAUCGAGAAAAAAGGGUAAAAAUUCAGCUAGAGUUUAGAAUUUAGUGAGUGAUAAAAUCAGAUACGAGAUUUAAGCGUAGAUAUUGAAAAAAAUAAAUGAUGAAAACAAGAAAAAAAUUGAAACAUUAAGCAUGCAGAAACAAGUACAAUUUAAUGUUAGUUAUUUGAUUGUGAAAAGAGAAUAAAAAUUGUAAAUUAUUAUUAGAUCA